Molecule: messenger RNA, 1011 nt
Organism: Vigna unguiculata (cowpea)
Lineage: Eukaryota; Viridiplantae; Streptophyta; Magnoliopsida; Fabales; Fabaceae
Product: cytosolic sulfotransferase 15 pseudogene
Source: RefSeq, a predicted model, not a curated record
AUGGAUGAGAAACAAGUUAGUGAAGAAAAGAAACCAAGCCAAGAUUGUAAUGAGUUAAUUGUUUCUCUUCCUAGAGAGAAGGGUUGGAUAACACCUUAUCUCCAUUUAUUCCAAGGGUUUUGGUAUUCCUCAAGUGAAAUCCAAGCCAUAAGCACUUUUCAAAAUCACUUCCAAGCAAAAGACAAUGAUAUUGUUGUUGCUAGUGUUCCAAAAUCAGGCACCACUUGGUUGAAAGCCCUUACCUUUGCCAUUGUCAAACGUGAAAAUUUUCCUUCCUUAGAGAACCAUCCACUACUUGUUUUCAAUCCCCAUGAACUUGUGCCUCCAUUUGAAUUUGUCAUAUAUGAUGAAACUAAUUGGCAAGUUCACGAGCUACCCAAAAUGCCAGAGCCAAGAAUUUUUGGAACUCAUGUUCCAUUUUCUUCAUUGGCCAAAUCAAUCAAAGAGACAAAUACUAAGAUCGUUUACAUUUGUAGGAACCUAUUUGACACCUUCAUAUCUACCUGGGUUUUUGUGAACAGAAUUAUGCCUGAGUUUUUGCCUGCAUUGCCUCUAGAGGAAGCUUUUGAAAGAUACUGCAAAGGGAUAAUAGGGUUUGGUCCAUCGUGGAACCAUAUACUAGGUUAUUGGAGAGAGAGCAUUGCAAGACCAGAUAAGGUUUUGUUCUUGAAGUACGAGGAUGUUAAAGAAGAUGUUGUGUUUAAUGUGAAAAAAAUUGCAGAAUUCUUGGGGUGUCCUUUCACUAAAGAAGAGGAAAGUAAUGGAGUGAUUGAAAAUAUAAUUAAGUUGUGUAGUUUUGAGAAUAUGAAGGAAUUGAAGGUAAAUAAAUGUGGAACCAUGGGCAAAGGAAGGAUAGUUGAGAAUAAGUAUUUCUUUCGGAAGGCAGAAAUGGGAGAUUGGGUAAAUUAUUUUUCUCCUUCGAUGGUUGAAAAAUUAUCUAAAAUUAUAGAGGAAAAAUUAAGUGGGUCGGAUUUAUCAUUUAGAGUGUAUGAUCUUAAUAAUAGUAUUUAG